AGAGAGUGACUGAGAGAGAGAGAGAGGAAAGCAGAAGGAAGGAGAUGCACUGAGUUAAAAAAAGAGGAAAGCAACCAAAAGCCACACAUGCCAACAAGACUGGCCAUUCUGUGAGGAGCUGUGCACUUUAACUGACUACUGAGGGACAGCCAAGGAGGGAGAACAUCAAGGGGCAAUGAGCACAAAGAGUGUCCAGCAGCCAUCUCCACUGAAGAGGUCAACCUUCUGAUUCCCCCAUCACACUUGAUAUUGUUAGUGGUGGACGAGUGGUCCGGUUUUUAGUGAGUGCUGCUCUCUGUUCUCAGCCACUGGGAGACUUGAACAGCUUUCUUCAGGGAAAGGUUGUAGUUUGGGACAAAACUAUGGAAUCAUUUUUGAAAACGAACAGUGUCCUCACCAAUAUGUCAAGUGGGUCAUGGAGUAACAUCUCUUCUCACCUGCAUAAGGAGCCAUACCUCCAUAAGCUGGCACAUCUUGACGAGGACCUUUAUAAUGAGUUCUACACUUUGUGGAUUGCACUCUUGAUCAUCAACGCUUCCAUGUUUGUUGUGGGCAUCCUUCUGAACAGCUUGGCGCUGUACGUUUUCUGCUUUCGUACAAAACCCAAGACCACCUCCGUCAUCUACACAAUCAAUCUGGCUGUCACUGACCUUCUUGUUGGUUUCUCCUUGCCAACACGUGUCAUCAUGUACUACAGUGGCGGGGAAUGCCUCACCUGCUCCUUUGUUCAUAUUUUCAGCUACUUUGUCAACAUGUACUGCAGCAUCUUGUUUCUCACAUGCAUCUGUGUUGAUCGCUACCUGGCCAUUGUCCAAGUGGAGGCAUCUCGUAAAUGGAGGAACCCAAACUAUGCCAAGGGCAUUUGUAUUUUUAUCUGGCUCUUUGCCAUUGUGGUGACCUACUCCAUUUUAACAACAGCCAUCAAGUAUGCCUCCUGCUGCCUCUCCAAACUCUUUGCCUUGACCGUUUUUGAGUUCUUCUUGCCACUGAUCAUCAUUGUGGUUUUCACCAUUCGCAUUAUGUGUGCGCUUGCCAAUCCCAACUUGAUGCAGCAAAGCCGGGAGCGGAGGAAGCGGGCUGUCCAACUUCUCAUCACUGUCUUGGUCAUCUUCAUGAUCUGCUUCACACCUUUCCAUGUGCGCCAGGUACUGGUUUAUGCCUAUCCCAACUUACCCCAUCACAUUAGUCUCAUUGUCUACCACAUCACUGUUACACUGAGCAGUCUCAACAGUUGCUUGGACCCCAUCGUUUACUGCUUUGUCACCAAUAAUUUCCAGUCAACCAUGCGGAAUAUCUUCCGUAAGCCAGACCCGGAGCGGACCAGCGGAGACAUCCUGAGCAUGCAGAAAAGUUCCAAGGGCUCAGCAACAAUGACGGUGGUCAGUAACACACCAAGCCUUCUACUUGCCAAUACGGAAAUAUAAAGUCUUGUAAAUACUGCAGGUGUGACCACACGAUGUAUUUAGAGGUCACACACUUGGACAGAGAAACUGUUUGCUAAAAUGACGUUUCAGUAUAGCAGGGAGCGCCACUGCUGAACGCAAGAAAAUGCCAGCUCUUCAAAAAUGAAAUAAGAUGACGGAAUCGAGAGAACCAGUGAUAAAGGCAGGCAGCCAUUAACUGGCCUCGGAGCACGUGGGGAAUAUAACUGCAACAAUACAUUUUUCUUUCCACAACAAAAACUUUAAAUAAUAAUAUGUUUUAUUUAUAUAAUACACUUCUCAAACACAAGGUUAAUGUUAAAAAGGUAAAUUGCAGUUAAACCUCAAAGUUUCGUAAAGCAUGGAAAUAAUAAUAAUUGUGUUUUUUUAUUUUACCAAGCCUAUUAAUAGUUUGGCUUUUUUAUAUUUUGACAGUUUUCUAAUAUUAUGCUUUAAAAAUGUCACAUAUCUAUAUUAUAUGUUUUCAAUAAGCUAUAUUUCUAACAUAAACUAAGAAAAUCCCCUAGUUUCACUCUAAUUCCCUAACCCUAACCCUUUUCUUGCCUGCUUAUCUUCUUUAAGGUGUGGGGACCCCGUGACCCUGUGCUUAUCACCGCAGUGUUGGGUCCAAGCCAGGAACCACCUUGAACAAGGUGCAAGUCCCUCUCAGGCCCCACUCACUCAUUGGCUGAAUUUAGAAUGGUCAAUAAAAAUAGAGUUCACUUCUUUGGGGUUUAAGAGAAAAGAAAAAACAAAAGAUCUGGAGGAAUACUAAUGGAGAUUUGGAGUGGAAAUGUGGGUGAUCGCCACACGGAACCAUAAUUUGAAUCCAGGACUGUGGUGCUGUGAGUGUAACUACUGCUGUCAUUAUUUUAAACUUUACUUGUAAAUCUUGGUUAAAUUGUGAUAUGAAAAAAAACUUUAUAAAGCAGAUUACUAAACUGGGAAAGUUAAGAAACACAUGAAUCCCUACUUCUAUUCUUAAAAAAAAAAAUUAAGGCCAGUUAUUAUUUUAGUGACUUGCCCCUCCGUGUCAGAAGAGUCUGAAUUCCAUUUUGCUAUGGCCACCAACAGAUUGUGCUGUCUUUUGUGGAAAAAUCCUAUUUAGCUAUCUAUCUAUCUAUUGUAAAAGACAGGGGGUGCCACUGAGCCACACUAAACAGUCCCAGGUGUAAAAUAAAGGAUGUAUUUUCACAAAAGACCUCUUUCCAAACCAGUCCACAGCCUUUCAAUAAACAAUCCUGCUCUUCCUCCUCCAGGUGAGCUUUGUCUUCUGCCUCCCGACUCUGACUCACCGGAGGAGGCUAGACGUCUCACUUUUAUGUCAGAUCUGGGGAUACUUCCAGUACUGGGGCUGAGGCUAAGGGAAGCACUUCUGGGUCAGACAGAAGCCUCCUGAAGCAGUGAGUCCAUCUCCCUGCAGCACCCAAGGACCCGGACAGGGUUGUCCUGCAGGACUCCAACUCCCAUACAUUUCCUGGGAAGUCCUUACUGGGUCCAUGAAAAUGGAGCACUGCCAUCUGCCAUAGUGGGGGAGGAUCUAUCUAUCUAUCUAUCUAUCUAUCUAUCUAUCUAUCUAUCUAUCUAUCUAUCUAUCUAUCUAUCUAUCUAUCUAUUCAUUGCUUCGGUUAGGUGGUUAGGUUAGGUUAGGUUAGAGAGCUGGAGUUGGCCUGAGUAAGAUUGUAUGAUUGAACAGGAGCACUGAGAAGACAGUGAGAACUACUCACAUUUCAAAGUAGCAAAAUAUUGGUCCAUUAAUCUACAAGGAUGCUGGUUCAACAUAUGCAUUUAAAUACUUUGUAUCAUGAGCAAGUUAUCCAGCUGUAAGGAAAAUUAUUUAUUCCUGGGCACUUGAACUACUGUAAAUCUUUGCAUUCCUAAAGCACCAGGGAAUGGUUGAGAGCAUUUUUUUGUACUUUCUAAAACAUUCAUGUAUCUAUUCACUUUUAAAAAUGUGUAUCUAACUCAGGGAAACACCAUUAAUUAAAAUUACCUGUGCCCUGAGUUAAAAUGCUCGUCCGAACACUGUCCAAGACAUGUACCUACACUCUUAUAAUAAAGGUAUCAAAGUGGUUCAUUAGGGGGAUGCCAUAGGAAAACCGUUUUUCGUUCCCAAAAGAACAAUCCCCAUGAAGUUUCCAGAAAGAACCUUUAUUUAUAUAUUUAGAUCUGUAACAGGCUCUAUAAAUAGUCAUGACUAAAUGAAAACAGAUUUCUAAAACACCAACGACUCAUGAUUUUAAAAGGACUCUCACUGCAUACAAUAACUUAUGAUGAGUUUAGGUUUUUCAGCCUACUAUACAUUAAAGAUUUCUGUUUUGUCCACAUAUUUUAAAAGCCCAAAACAUCCAUUUCAUAUGUAAAGAACCAUUCCUAGAAUUAAAUUACUCUUUGUAAAGUAAUGGCUCUACAAGGAACCACAUAACACAUUAAAGUAGCAUUUUACAGCCUUAUUUUUAAGAGUGCAGGAGCCUUGAUCAGAUAUUCUUCUGCAUCCCAGUGAAGAGAGUGUCUGUUUGUCAGUUGAAUGAGACUUGAAGGAAGUGGGUCUUGUGGUGGACUGGCUUCAGUUUUGGUUCUUGUCCUGAGCCCCGUAUUUUAUUUUUUAAAUAUCUAAUCUUGAUAAACUGGAGAACACCCUCAGUAAUUAAGUAAUGACUUAAGAGAAAAGGGGCACUAUCGCCACCUGCUGGCUGCUUUUAAAAUAAUAAAAUGAAUUGUUAGUAUUUUCAUUAUUAUUAUUUUUUAAUGUACAAACAGCAUGUGUUGACCCAUUUAUUGUGCCAACUGAAAAUUAAUUCACACACUCAUCUACACUCUUAAAAAUAAAGGUGCCAAAGCGGUUCUUUAUAGCAAUUCAAUAGGGGAAUCAUUUUUGGUUCUCAAAGAACCCCUCCUCGGGAAAGUCCCAGAAAGAACCUUUAUUUAGAUAAAUAACAUAAAUCAUGAAUAGAUGUUAGCAGAUUUGUGAAAUACCAAUGGGUUAUGAUUUUAAAAGAUCUCUUGCGAUAUGCAAUAACACAGGCCAAGUCCUGCUUUUCUUAAUCUGUUAGUUUCCUGCUGGGUAGCCUAUAAUACACUAAAAAUGUCACCUUGUUUCUACAUAGUAGAAAGUUUUCAAAGCACAAAGAUUAAACUUCAUAUGCAAAAAAGUCUUCAUAGAAUGAAAUGCUUCUUUCUCAAGUAAUGGUUCUACAAAGGACCACAUAACCCAGUAAAGAACCAUUUGACGCCAUUAAAGAACUAAGACUUUCAAGAGUGUAGGUUUCCUUCCAUAUUGAUACUUCAUGAGUUUUACUCAAAUGUUACUGUUGAUAAAUAUAAUUCUAAUUGCUUUGGAAUAUUUGUUAGUGUUGAAAAGGUCAGAUUAAAUCAUGGUGGUCCCCUUUAAAGUGCAGCACAGCGCGACAGCUUGUUGAGUUUCGAUUUGCGGGUAGGUGGUGUUUACACCGAUGCAUGCAUCUGGAAAUUUUGUUUGUGAGUUGUUUAAAGGAAUACUCCACCCAAAAAUUAUAUUUUUUUAUAUGCUAUGUAAUGUGUGUGUUUUGCAGCAAUGACUGAGAAAAUGUGUUAAUCACAUAUUUUAUGAGAAUGAAGAUAAAGAAUUUAUGAUAGAAAGCAAGCCAAUGGUGACCAAUGCUAAACAAUUGCGAACCAUAUUAAAUACAUCUCAUGUUCCACGUUUCCUCAUAACGUACAAAACAUGUAUUAUUUCGAUAAAUAUUUUCAGAAAAGCCUGUAUGCAUUAUGAAUGCAAAACAAAUGGGAUUAAGUUUCUGAAUGGAAGACAGGACUCUUGACCAAUGAAUUAGGGGUAGGCAAGUGUUCAAUUUCAAACUUCAGUCGCAAGUGGUCAAACGGAAAAUACAGCAAGAGAAUAACCAACCGCCGACACAAUUAGAAUGGAGUGACCAGCUACACUUUUUAAGCAAAUUUAAAAGCUUGCAUACUCCAGUGACCAAAUCGAAAUUUGUUUUAAUUUCAAAUUGUGAAUAAAUGUGAUGAUUUUUACAAGUGAUGAAAGAGAUAAGUAAUAAAGAACAAAUUUAAAAACAGAUCCAGAUGGGAUCCCUCGUGCGCUUACUUAGACUAAUGAUUGUAGUGACAAGAAUUUUAUUUCAGUGCUCUUCCUGUUACUUUUAUUAAGUUUAUUUUUAUCUUUUAUGUAUCAAAAUAGUGUUUGUAUAUAUUGGAUGUGUAAACAUUAACUUUUUAAACUUAUUAACACUGUGCUUUACUACCUGUUUAUAAAUGAAUACUUAAUGUGUACAGUUUGUUGGUCUCACCUACCUUUUAUAUAUGCUGUAUAUUUAUAUACAUGGUUCACACUUCUUUAACUUGCCGUUCCAGUAUGACGAGCAGACAGUGACUGAAAGCCACAGGUUUCCAUCCUGUUGUCCUACCAGCCAACCUCCCUGAAGAUAUAAACCUCAAUGAGACAUCUUCGAUGUUUAGGAUGACCACUCACCAGCCAGCACUACCAGCAGUAAAGCUCUUUAGAUUUUCAGUUAUGACACAAAUGCGUUCUUAGAAUACUUCAAGCAAUUAAUUCAUUACAUUUCAGUGGAUCUCACGCUUAUUUUACAACAAAAGUUUUCAGUUUUACACAUUGUUUUUUGCACAGUAUGUGAAUAAUCACCUAUUAAAAAGGGGAACAAAAUGAAUUUUGACGCAUCCUCACAAGCGAAAGGAUCAAAGGUAAUGAUGUGUUCAUUCCCAGCUAUGGACACAGGCCAUUUCAAAGCCCACUCAGCCACAAUUAUAGCCUCACCAGAUAACAAAACAGUCGCUGUCCUCUUUGAACGGGUCGUUGCGCUGAUCGAAAAAACAACUUCCUAUCACAUGAUCGAUGAUGACUGCAUUGCACAGACCCACAGAGAAAACGUAAGGUUUAUGAAAGAUCUGAGGGCCUUCACAGUUUGCCAACAAAUCACUCGGAAUAAAGGGAAAUGCAAUGUUCAGCUAGAAAAUGGCCUUUGUGCCCUAGAGGUUGCUUGUUUUAAUCGUUUAUGUGCAUUAUUUUAAUUUUUGGAACGUCAUUAUUUAAAACCCUGUAUCUGCUUAUCUUUUAAAGCUAUUAUUUUUGUGAGAUAUUAUAAAUUGAUAUAAUAAUGCUGAACUUCCUCAUAUUUUGUGUCUUGUUUUUUAUUCAUUGUGCUGAGCGUGAAUAGUUUUAUUUACAGUUGUUUUAUGCCAAUACAUAAUGUUAACCACUUUAAGAUACUGUAAAUGACUGAACCGAGAAAUAAAGGUUCAAUUUAUUUCAAUUAUUUUAUUACUCAAUUAUUUUAAUUGCCAACAAGUUUUCAAUGUUUCAAAUAAACAACCUUUGUACUAAA
This is a messenger RNA of Erpetoichthys calabaricus (reedfish), 6760 nucleotides long. RefSeq names its product G-protein coupled receptor 20-like. Bases 363 to 1424 code for a protein of 353 amino acids. Lineage: Eukaryota; Metazoa; Chordata; Cladistia; Polypteriformes; Polypteridae. Gene Ontology annotation, cellular component: membrane. The record is from RefSeq and is a predicted model, not a curated record. Gene Ontology annotation, molecular function: G protein-coupled receptor activity. Gene Ontology annotation, biological process: positive regulation of Rho protein signal transduction; phospholipase C-activating G protein-coupled receptor signaling pathway. The transcript is spliced from 2 exons.